This is a messenger RNA of Glossina fuscipes, 2713 nucleotides long. Its product is annotated as esterase B1. The coding region runs from base 612 to 2603 and encodes 663 amino acids. The transcript is spliced from 5 exons. Lineage: Eukaryota; Metazoa; Arthropoda; Insecta; Diptera; Glossinidae. The record is from RefSeq and is a predicted model, not a curated record.
AAAACAAACAAAUACCAAAAAAAAAAAAGUCAAGCUCAUCAUCAACUUUACUGUAUACUUUACUUUAAUCAAGUGAUUUUAGAGGUUUAAGUCUCCGUUUAGGUGCUAAAUAAAUAAUCUUCUAUUGUUUUCGCUUACUAUGCACGUGUUACAGCAAAACGAGAUUUUUUCGAAUUACCUUAAAACAGAGAAGCACUUGAAAUAGUAUUUAAAAAAUACAAAAAAAAAAAAAGGAAAAUUAAUCAAUUCUUUAACGACAUUAUAAAAAAAAAAAAAAAAAAAAAAACAUUCAAUUUUAAUAAAUGACUACCUAGAGACAAUAAAUCUGUUUAAAAAGCAAUAACAAUAAGUUUUGCGUGUUUUCGUUAACAUUUGAUAUGUUGGAGGACAACUAGUAUCGUCACAUUACCGAUAUAAAUGCAUGUUUCCCUAAGUCGCCUCAAGCGUGUAAAUUUAAACAACUGUUUGUCAAUUGUCUUCGAAUCCGUUUAAAAAACGAACUUUUUAUAUCGAAAAAUUCAAAUUUAAAAUUUUAUUCUUCACUUCCUUUUGCAUAUAAAUUGUACGAAACUUAAGACUUUCGAUAAAUUAAAAUCUUUUGCAGAGAAACUAUGGCUUUCGAGUUAUCACUAACGCAACAAGUACGCUUUGCAGUCAAUUAUUUAAAUUUUCUUAGCCGUCAGCAGCGUUUACGUACAGAUGAGAAGGUCAUCGUCGAAACGGUCUAUGGUAAGAUUAAAGGUGUAAAAUGGCGUUCGGUUUACGGCACAACAUACUACAGUUUCGAGGGUAUACCGUUUGCGAAGCCUCCUUUGGGUGAAUUACGUUUUAAAGCACCAGUUGCACCGGAUCCUUGGACGGGCGUGAAACGUUGCACUCGUAUCAAGUCGAAACCGUGUCAAUAUAAUAUGGUGCUUAAGCAACUGCAAGGUCGUGAAGAUUGUUUAUACUUGAAUGUCUACACAAGAGAGCUAAACCCUGUAAAACCAUUACCAGUUUUGGUGUGGAUCUAUGGCGGUGGCUUUCAAAUGGGCGAAGCUUCCCGUGAUUUGUACAGUCCCGACUAUAUAAUGAUGGAAAAUGUUGUUUUAGUAAUAAUUACCUAUAGGUUAGGAGCUCUAGGUUUUCUUUGUCUUGACGAUCCUGAUUGCGAUAUACCCGGUAAUGCUGGACUUAAAGAUCAACUAUUAGCUUUAAAAUGGGUUAAAGCCAAUUGUCAUUUCUUUGGCGGUGACGUUAAUAAUAUUACGGUUUUUGGUGAAAGUGCCGGCGGUGUCUCCGCCCAUUAUAUGAUGUUAAGUGAAAAAGCUAAAGGUCUAUUUCAUAAGGCUGUCAUAAUGUCAGGUAGCGUUUUGACAUCAUGGGGUUUUUUAUCGAAAAUGGAUUGGGCUUAUAGAUUGGCCAAAGCCACGGGCUUUAAGGGUUUAAAUGAAGACAAUUUAGUGUUACAGCAUUUGCGUAGCGUCAAAGCUCAAACACUGAUGAGGGUAGCCGCUGGCUUGUUAACCUUAGAAGAACGACAUGAUAGAAGGUUCAUGUACACUUUUGGACCUUGUGUCGAAGCGUAUGAAACGGCUGAUUGUAUCGUGCCUAGGCCACCAUUGGAAAUGCUACGCGAUGCAUGGAGUAAUGAAAUUCCUUUAUUAAUUGGCGGCAAUUCAUUUGAGGGCUUACUAAUGUUUACCGAAGUCCGAAAAUAUCCUGAUCUUAUAAACAAUUUAAAGAUUGAAAGUUUACCACCUUUCGAUGCCGCCCUAAGCGACGAAAAGCGUAAAGAGUAUGGUCAAUUAAUUAAAGAAGUUUAUUUUGGCGAAGAAGAACCCUCGUGGAAAACUAUUUUACAGUACAGUGAUAUAUUUUCCUAUAAAUACUUUUGGCAUGGUAUCCAUCGGGCAGUAUUGGCUCGUCAACGUUAUGCUACGCAAGCCGAUACUUAUUUGUAUCGUUUCGAUUUUGAUUCGAAACAUUUUAAUAUUAUGCGUAUCAUCGCGUGCGGCCGUAAGAUACGCGGUACCUGCCAUGCCGAUGAUUUAUCGUAUCUAUUUUACAAUGCGGGCGCGAAAAAGCUCAAGUAUCGUUCUGCUGAAUUUAAGACCAUACGACGUAUGGUAGCAAUUUUAGCGCAAUUUGCCAAAUGCGGUGAUCCCAAUAUACCGAAUGACAAUAACACCCUUAUCAACUGUCCGCUCGAACUAGAGCUGAGUAAGGACAACAGCGACCACCAUCAUCAUCAGCACCAGCAUCAGCAACAGCAUCAGCAAAACGAAAAGGAUUUUUGUAAUGAAAAUUGUAGCAGUGGUAUUGAUAUUACUAGGGAUAGUAAUGGUGCUGGUGGUGACGUAACUCAUGACGACCGUAGUGGUGAUAUAUUGCCUGACACCGUAAACAUCACUGAUGUUGACAAUAGUAGUAGUACUGGUGGAAAUGAACAAAGAGAACAUAAAAAAAGACAGCAACAACACCACUGGUUGCCCAUUUCACCUGACGAUACGACAUUCAAAUGUUUGAACAUUUCCGAUGAACUUGAAGUGAUUGAUUUGCCCGAAACCGAAAAACUGCAAUUAUGGGAUAACAUGUAUGAGGAUAAAUCAUUGCUAUAUUAAACUGAACGCUACUACACGUUUGUCUCAAUUUUCGCUCUUCUCCUUACACUUCCCCUCAUCACUCUAUCUCUGUAUCUCUUUUAUAUAUCUAUAAAUGUAUCUCUUUUUAU